Molecule: messenger RNA, 2104 nt
Organism: Haliotis rubra (blacklip abalone)
Lineage: Eukaryota; Metazoa; Mollusca; Gastropoda; Lepetellida; Haliotidae
Product: CD109 antigen-like
Exons: 19
Coding region: 112-1926 (604 amino acids)
Molecular function (GO): endopeptidase inhibitor activity
Source: RefSeq, a predicted model, not a curated record
UUUAGAUCUUGAGCUGCGCUUAAAGAAAACAGAAUCGGACAGAUACCGUGUGGACCAAGAACAGACAACAGCCCCCACGACGUGAUAUAGCAGUCUACAAGAAAGAGAAACAUGUUACCAUCAGGACUCAUGAGCGUCCUUCUGGUGGCAACAUUCACCACAGUUGUACAGGGGAACUAUUUCAUUGUGAGCCCCAGUGUAUUCCGACCAAAUGAAGACUUUAAGGUUGAAAUCACCUACACUGGAUCUGGAACAGCAUCCGCAAAGGCUACUAUUGGCAUCAUGGGUGGUGCUGAGGUUGCAACAAGCACAGAGCAAACUCUGACCAAUGGUCAAGGUCUGCUGGUUGUGCCGAUAUCACCAAAUGUGGAGAAGGGCUCCUACAAACUGACAGUAGUGGGCAAGGUGAAUGGACAAGAAGCGUUCCGGAAUUCCACUGAAGUACGCUUGGUGAUGGAGAACAGCUUCGUUUUCAUUCAGCUUGACAAGAGUAUGUACAAGCCUCUGCAGACAGUACGUUUUCGAGUUUUGUCCUUGGACCAGGAAUUGAAGCCAGUGGCCCAAACAGUUAGAACAGACAUAUCAAUUGUUGAUGGCAAUAACAACAAGCUGGAGGAGUGGCUGGGCGUGGAGAGCAUGGCAGGUGUUAUCGAGAAUUCCUAUCAGCUCUCUGAUCAGCCACCACUUGGAAAAUGGAAAAUUACUGCUAAGCAUAAGUUUGGAGAAGACACAAAGGAAUUUACAGUGGAGAAAUAUGUGUUGCCCAAGUUUGAGGUGACUGCUGAGGCUCUUCCAGACUACAUCGUUGAUGGGGAAAAAGAGUUCAACAUCAAGGUCACAUCAAAAUACACAUAUGGCAAGCCUGUGAAAGGAAAGGCCAAAUUCAUCUUUGGUAAUGGAGAGGUCGUCAAGGAAACCAUGUUGAACACUGGUGAAGACGGGGUGCAUACUGAGAAGAUAAUGAUGAGAGAUGUAUCGACAGCCAAGACAUGGAAUGGCCUGAAGGUGGCAGUUAAUGUCACAGAAGAACCGGCACAGGUGACCGAGACGUCCAACCAGCUGAACAUCCCCGUGUACUCACAGCGUGUCAAGCUUGAGUUCCUCCCUACCUCGUCCCAGGUGUACAGAUCCGGUCUGCCUGUCCAACUCCGGAUGAAGGUGUCUAACCUUGUGGACAAGACUCCUGCUCACACAGGGAAACAGCUCACUGUGACCACAUUUCUAGGAAGCAAUCAGGAGAAGACACUGACCAUUGACAGCCAAGGAAUGGCCACCACAGACUUUGACAUUCCUCCCAGUUAUACGAAUGAUAUUCAUUUUACGGCUCGUGUUGUUGGUGUGGAUGGUCUAAGUGAAAGUCACCAGGUUAAAGAAUACAGAACCAAGCUGAACACCGUCCUGUCUUUGGAGGUGUCAACUACUCAGGCAAUUGAGGUGGGCAACAGCUUUGACAUAGCUAUCAAGUCCACCGCCACACUGAGACAUGUUGCCUAUAUGGUACUUGCUCGAGGUGUCAUAGUAGAAGGAGGCAAGCUGAAUAUGCCUGGGACAGGAUUGACACACACGCUAACGGCCACUAGACCUAUGUCACCAAUGGCCAAGGUCAUAGUGUAUGGAGUUGUGGACAAUGGAACAAUGUCAGAGAUCAUAGCCGAUUCAGAAGACAUUGAAGUGUCCAGUGUCUUUGAUAAUCAGGUCGGACUGCGCUUCUCGGCGGAUACGAGGAGAGCAGGUACAGCUGUUGACCUAACCAUUACCUCCGCACCCAACAGCAAGUACUACCUUCUAGCUGUGGACAAGAGUGUGCUGCUCCUGGGCACCGGCAAUGACAUCACACAGGGCGAUGUGAUCAGUGGUUUUCACAAGUUGGGCAUGGGGACACUCCUAGCCAAAACGAGGGACAGCCUGAGAUGCUGGGUGAUGUGAUCAUGCCCCGCUGGGAGGAGGAAGUGAAUCUGACCUGCCCACCAGUGCUGGAGAAGUACUCAAGAAGCAGGACUUGGUGUACAUGACAGACAUUGUUGUAGAAGAGGAGGCUCCACCCCCUGUGUAUUACUAUGACGACAUGGAUGCUUUUAUGUUUGAUGGUGAAAUGGAUGUAGAC